AUGUCCCAGCAAGCCCCCCUCCAGCUCCACAUCCUCAUCGUCGGCUGCGGUCUCGGUGGCCUCGCCGCCGCCCACUGUCUUGCUCAGGCCGGCCACAAGAUCACCCUCUUCGAGUCCGCACCCGCCAUCGGUGAGGUCGGCGCAGGCAUCCAGGUCUCGCCCAACGUCACCCGCCUCCUCAUCCGCUGGGGUCUCGCCGAGGAGCUCAAGAAGGUCUCCGUCAAGCCCGAGGGGCUCGUCUUUCGCAGGUACAGCGAUGGCCAGAAGGUCGCGUACACCCGCUGGGGCGAGCGUAUGGACGCCUUCGGUGCGCCGUACUACCACAUCCACCGCGCCGACUUCCACAAGCUCCUGUACGACCGCGCCUUGAACGAGAUGGACCUCCGCCUCAACUCGACCGUCGUCGACUGCGACCCGGAGGCGCCUUCGCUGACCCUCGCCUCCGGCGAAGUCAUCCACGGCGAUCUCAUCAUUGGCGCAGACGGGAUCAAGAGCCGCAUCCAGAAGGCCGUCCUUGGCCGCGAGAACCCUGCGCACCCCACGGGCGACGCCGCGUACCGCGCUACGAUUCCCGCCUCGGCUCUGCUCGCCGACCCCGAGCUCGAGUCGUUCGUCAAGACGCCCGAGAUGACAGGCUGGAUGGGCCCCCAGCGGCACAUCAUGGGGUACCUCGUCCGCGGGGGCCAACUGUACAACCUCGUCAUGCUGCACCCGGACGACGGCUCAGUCGAGUCGUGGACAGCCGAGGGCAGCGCCGACAAGAUGCGCGCCGAUUUCGCCGACUUUGAGCCCCGUAUCCAGAAGCUCCUCAAGACGGUUGACACGACGCUGAAGUGGCGUCUCAUGGAUCGCAAGCCUCUGGAGACAUGGAUCCACCCCGCGGGGCGUGUCGCACUCCUCGGAGAUGCCUGCCAUCCCAUGCUGCCCUACCGUGCGCAAGGUGCUGCCAUGGCCAUCGAGGACGCUGGCGUGCUCGGCAACCUGCUCUCGCGCAUAUCCAACAUCGCGCAACUCAAGCCUCUCCUCUACGCCUACGAGUCGCUGCGGCUCCCGCGCACCGCCGCCACUCAGGCCUCCUCCCGUCUGAACCAGACGAUCUUCCACUUGCCCGACGGGCCCGAGCAGGAGGCGCGCGACUUCCAGAUGCGCAAGGCGAUGGAGGCCGAGCUCGCGCUCGCGGAACGCGAGCUCCGAGGCGAAGUCAUCUCGGAGAGCGAGAUGAUGGAGGGCAACCCGAACCAGUGGGCGGACCGCAAGAAGAACGAAGCCCAGUUCGGCUACGACGCCGACGAGGUUGCGGAGCGUUGGUGGCGCGAGGUCGGUGAGCGCGAGAUUGGUCCUCUCGCGAACGGUGUUGCCAUACAGAGCGGACGGCUGUGAGUGUUGAGCAGUGCGAAUGGCUUGCGCUUGUCCUGUUCUUCAGGGCGGUCCUAUCUGUCUCCGCAAUGUUUGCUGGUUUCUUCACAUAUACUUGGAUGGAUGGAUGUAAGCUUACAUGUAAAAGUCUGUUGUACACACAUGCUGUAUCAUAGCAGGUACUGUACUGGAAACAUAGAGGUUCUUCGCUGC
Molecule: messenger RNA, 1569 nt
Organism: Rhodofomes roseus
Lineage: Eukaryota; Fungi; Basidiomycota; Agaricomycetes; Polyporales; Fomitopsidaceae
Exons: 4
Coding region: 1-1380 (459 amino acids)
Biological process (GO): secondary metabolite biosynthetic process
Molecular function (GO): monooxygenase activity; FAD binding
Source: RefSeq, a predicted model, not a curated record